Molecule: messenger RNA, 2552 nt
Organism: Pan troglodytes (chimpanzee)
Lineage: Eukaryota; Metazoa; Chordata; Mammalia; Primates; Hominidae
Product: speedy protein E18
Exons: 7
Coding region: 1419-2552 (377 amino acids)
Biological process (GO): positive regulation of cyclin-dependent protein serine/threonine kinase activity
Molecular function (GO): protein kinase binding
Source: RefSeq, a predicted model, not a curated record
GAGUUUUGCUCUUGUUGCCCAGGCUGGAGCACAAUGGUGCGAUAUUGGCUCCCUGCAACCUGCGCACCAUGAGUUCAAGUGAUUCUCCAGCGCCCUCUCCUGAGUAGCUGCGAUUACAGGCAUCCACCACCAUGCCUGGCUAAUUUUUUGUAUUUUUAGUAGAGAUGGGGUUUCACCAGGUUGUCCAGGCUGGUCUCAAACUCCUGACCUCAAGUGAUCCACCCACUUUGGCCUCCCAAAGUGCUGGGAUUACAGGCAUGAGCCACUGAGCCCAGCCAGGAACCCACAGGUUUUUUGGAUGGUCUCUGAAUGUCAUGUAACUCUUUUAUUUUUUAUCAAAAAAAAAAUUUUGACACAAUAUCUUGCUGUGUUGCCCAGACUGGAGUGCAGUGGCAAGAUCAUGGCUCACUGCAGCUUCUAACUCCUGGGCUCAAGUGAUCUUCCUGUCACAUGAGUCUCCCAAGUAGUUGGAACACAGGUGCCAGCCACCACACCUGGCUAAUUUGGUUUGGUCUUGGUUUUUUAGACGUGGGCUCUUGCUAUGUUGCCUAUACUGGUCUUGAACUGCUGGCCUCAGGCAAUCUUCCUCCCUUGGCCACCCAAAGUGCUGGGAUUACAAGCAUGAGCCACUGUGCACAGCUGAAAUUUUUCGACUUAGUCUUUUUGUACACGUGAUAUUUUAUUCAUAGAAUCCAUAAAUGGAAGGGAAAUUUCUGAGUUCAGAGCAAUACAUAUGAUACAAAACUUGAUAUAUAGACCAGAGUUUCUUAGCCGAACUGGAGGGGCUGGCUUAGGUAAUCCAUGGACUCCCUGAAAUUGGGGACAACAUUGGAAAUAUGUGUGAGCUCAGGGACAGUUUCCUAUGAUUUUUAGGCCUCAAAAUGUCUCUUGGACUCAAAAUUGCCUUAGGGCAGAGGACGUGUGUACCCCCGGUAUAGAAUCUCGGACAGUGAAUGUGAGUAAACAUUCGGCAGAAAAGCUCUGCCAAACUGAGAGCUCUCAUGUAACUUUUUCAUCAAGUCAGUAUUCCUGGGAUCUCUUGUACAUGAUAAUCUCACUCUUGUACAUGAUAAUCUCACUCUUGUACAUGAUAAUCUCACUCUUAUAAGGUUUCAUCGUUUCUGCUUACCCUAGUUUUCUUUCCCACUCUGUUCCCUCUCCCACCAGACUGGACUCUGAAAUGGGCAUGUACAGAGACGAAGAGACCCCAACAUGCUUCAGGCUUUGAGUGGAGAGGACACAGCCACUGCUGGGACAGGGAACAGAGGGAUGUGGAGUCCCUGAAGAUGCUUUUGGACAAUGGUCUGAGGUUGGGACAGUGGCAGGAGAUACCAUUCACCCAGGAUCUCCAGGACAAGAGAUCAGAAUGGCAGUUACAUGUGUUUUUUUUCAAACUGGUUGCCAGGUUGGCAUGAGCCAUGACAUCAGAGAUUCCGACCUUCCUGAUUGGAGGGACCGGACUCCGUGGUGCCUGGAGUGUCCAGAAGAAGGCCAUGGACAGAACGGAGACUAGGUUCCGUAAGAGGGGACAGAUUACAGGAAAGAUCACGACCAGCCGUCAACCGCACCCCCAGAAUGAGCAGAGUCCCCAGCGGAGCACCUCGGGGUACCCCCUCCAGGAGGUGGUGGAUGAUGAAGUGUUGGGACCACCAGCCCCUGGGGUAGAUCCCAGCCCCCCAUGUAGGUCCCUUGGCUGGAAAAGGAAGAGGGAGUGGUCAGAUGAAUCUGAGGAGGAGCCGGAGAAGGAGCUCGCCCCUGAGCCUGAGGAGACCUGGGUAGUGGAGACGCUGUGUGGGCUCAAGAUGAAGCUGAAGCAACUGCGAGUGUCACCCAUCCUCCCUGAGCACCACAAGGACUUCAACAGUCAGCUUGCCCCUGGGGUAGAUCCCAGCCCCCUGCAUAGGUCCUUUUGCUGGAAAAGGAAGAGGGAGUGGUGGGACGAAUCUGAGGAGUCGGAGGAGGAGCUACGGAAGGUGCUCGCCCCUGAGCCUGAGGAGAUCUGGGUGGCGGAGAUGCUGUGUGGCCUCAAGAUGAAGCUGAAGCGACGGCGAGUGUCGCUCGUGCUCCCUGAGCACCACGAGGCCUUCAACAGGCUGCUUGAGGAUCCUGUCAUUAAAAGAUUCCUGGCCUGGGACAAAGAUCUGAGGGUGUCGGACAAGUAUCUCCUGGCUAUGGUCAUAGCGUAUUUCAGCCGGGCCGGCCUCCCCUCCUGGCAAUACCAACGCAUUCAUUUCUUCCUGGCUCUCUACCUGGCCAAUGACAUGGAGGAGGACGAUGAGGACUCCAAACAAAACAUCUUCUACUUCCUGUAUGGGAAGACCCGCUCUCGCAUACCCUUGGUCCGUAAGCGUCGGUUCCAGUUAUGCCGUUACAUGAACCCGAGGGCCAGGAAGAACCGCUCUCAGAUAGCCCUGUUCCAGAAACUUCGGUUCCAGUUCUUCUGUUCCAUGAGCGGCAGGGCUUGGGUUUCCCCGGAGGAGUUGGAGGAGGUGAGUGGGGCCUGGGGAGGUGGAGGAGGUGGGGAGGAAUCGGGUGGGCUGGAGGCUGGAUGA